Chinchilla lanigera (long-tailed chinchilla) is the source of this 1641-nucleotide messenger RNA. RefSeq names its product protein kinase, cAMP-dependent, regulatory, type II, alpha (gene Prkar2a). The coding region runs from base 1 to 1335 and encodes 444 amino acids. Lineage: Eukaryota; Metazoa; Chordata; Mammalia; Rodentia; Chinchillidae. The record is from RefSeq and is a predicted model, not a curated record. The transcript has 13 exons.
AUGGCCCAGCGCUCCUCUACCAGGGCCACUGUGUCUCAUCAUAAGUCUACCUGGUAUAGGGCCUGGGCUGGCCUGCCCCCGCAGAGAGGCAAAGGAUACACAGUGUCUGGUGGACCGCUGCACUUCACCCAACCGUGCUGGCCCAGGGCCCGGGCGGAGUGUGGGGAGGGCAGGGGUGUACAGUAUCGACUGGCAACUCCGACCUCAGGCAGAGUGCUGAGAGGCCUAUGGAUCUCUCCACCGGUCGGCCCGGACGGGGCUGACCUCACCAGACCUUUGCUCUUACUGCGCUGCGUUCGGACGGCCUCCCGUGGACUGUCCCGUGGACUGUCCCGUGGGUCAGCGUGCCGUCGUCCCGGCCUCCACCGCAGCCGCGCCCUCGCUCCGGCUCCAAGCAGAUUUAAUAGACGAGUAUCAGUGUGUGCAGAAGCUUAUAACCCCGAUGAGGAGGAAGAAGACACUGACCCACGGGUGAUUCAUCCUAAAACUGAUGAACAGAGGUGCAGACUUCAGGAAGCUUGCAAAGACAUUCUUCUUUUCAAAAAUCUUGAUCAGGAACAGCUUUCUGAAGUUCUCGAUGCCAUGUUUGAAAGGACAGUCAAAGUGGAUGAGCAUGUCAUUGACCAAGGAGAUGAUGGAGACAAUUUUUACGUCAUAGAACGGGGAACCUAUGACAUUUUAGUAACGAGAGACAACCAGACUCGUGCUGUGGGCCAGUACAACAACCGAGGCAGUUUCGGAGAACUAGCUCUGAUGUACAACACCCCGCGGGCUGCCACCAUCAUCGCCACCUCCGAAGGCUCCCUGUGGGGACUGGACCGGGUGACUUUUAGAAGAAUCAUAGUGAAAAACAAUGCAAAAAAGAGGAAGACGUUUGAAUCAUUUAUUGAGUCUGUGCCACUCCUUAAAUCGUUAGAGGUGUCAGAGCGAAUGAAGAUUGUGGAUGUGAUAGGAGAGAAGAACUACAAGGACGGAGACCGAAUAAUCACGCAGGGUGACAAGGCUGACUGCUUUUACAUCAUCGAGUCUGGGGAGGUGCGCAUCAUGAUCAGGAGCAAGACUAAAGCAAGCAAGGAUGCUGGAAGCCAGGAGGUUGAGAUUGCCCGCUGCCACAAGGGGCAGUACUUUGGAGAGCUCGCACUCGUCACCAACAAACCUAGGGCUGCUUCGGCUUACGCAGUGGGAACUGUCACCUGCUUAGUUAUGGAUGUUCAAGCAUUCGAGAGACUUUUGGGGCCCUGCAUGGACAUCAUGAAGAGAAACAUCUCACACUACGAAGAGCAGCUGGUGAAGAUGUUCGGCUCCAGCUUGGAUCUGACCGACCCUGGACAGUAGAUGUGCCACAUGCCAGAGCCUUCCAGUCAGCCACAGAGCACAGAGCACAGACACGACAGCCGUUCCUGCUGCGGCACCACUGCUGCGACUGCUGUGGUUUGGGGCAUUUAGGAAAUUUGAAAGUCAGCACUGGGCCGGGGAUGUAGCUCAGCGGCACAGCACCUGCCUGGCAAGCGCGAGGCCCUGAGUUCGAAUCCCAGUACCAAAAAAGGAAAGUCAGCACUAAAAGAUCAGCAGAGGUUUGACCCACACCUCCACUUCGCUUCUGGAAGCCCGUUAUUAAACCACUUGUCAUGAUUACUCCAA